Molecule: messenger RNA, 2820 nt
Organism: Gossypium arboreum
Lineage: Eukaryota; Viridiplantae; Streptophyta; Magnoliopsida; Malvales; Malvaceae
Exons: 4
Coding region: 1149-2513 (454 amino acids)
Source: RefSeq, a predicted model, not a curated record
UGUUUUUUUCCAAUAGGAAAAGAAAAAGAAAGAUGAUUACAUGCUUGGGGCAGUGCCGAAAAGUGGGAUUUUAGUGGAUGACUACUAAGGUAAGGUUGUGAUGGGAAAUGUUCAGAAAUGAUAUGGGGUUAAAUGUGCUGAAUGAUUAUGCAUACCCUAUAAGUGAGCCCCUAUUUCAUGGAAUCUAAUUUUAAUUUCAUUCUUCCUUAUAAAUCAAACCAGCAAAACAAUUUACAUGUUCAUAUUUUUAUUUUAUUUUUUUAAUUAUUUUUCAUAAAAAUAAAGAAGAAGAAUAAGAUAAAAAAGAAAAUAUGUUUUUUUUUCAUUUUAAUCUUUUUUAAUUAAACUUCCUAAUUUUAGAAUUUAUGGCAAAGCUAUGACUUUGGAACAGGAACAGGAGACUUUUGUCUGGUGUGACAUCAUUGUAAGGUACAAUGAUUCACUCUUUUUUUUUUUCUUACAUCUCCUAAAAGUAGUAAUUCAAAAAUAAACCCCAAAAAUAAAUGUGACUGCAAAUCCUUACAAAUUUUCAUUUUCGACAUGAUCGUAAUCUAACGUUGUUGUAGUAACAAUAAUGUGAUGCCCCCAUCGCUUUCACUUCUCAUUAGCCUCCCUCUCUUUACCUUUUUCUUCAUUCACUUUCUCUUUGUCUCAUUUCCUUUUUCCCCAUUUUAUUCUACACAAUACUGCUCAAAACAGCUUAGGGUUUCUUUUGUUUUUCCUUGACGUAAAAUCCCCAGAUUUCUUCAUAAUCCAGUUCAGAUUGGGCUCUUUCUCAAGCCGGGAAAAGCCGAGUUUUAAGGAAUCCUAGUUCAAGAGGCUUAUUGGAGUUGAAAGUUGCUUAAGUGCAUUCUUGUUUACCAUUAUUAUUCCUCAAAAGAUGGGAAUGUGAUAUGCCUUAUGCUUUGGUUCAAGUCUAGGGUGGAUAACUGUGGGCUUCAAUAAUUUCUUUGGUUUAAUUUUGUUGAGAUUUGACCAUGCCUGGUUCCUGAUAAGAGUGUGGAGUUUCAUACUUUGAUGAAAAUCUUAAACUAGAUUACUGAACAACCUUAGUGUGCCAACAGAAAAUAGCUAAUACGGGUGCGCUUUGUUGUGUGGCCGCUGGGCCACAUGGAACAAAAUCACCCACUAACGGAAGGGACUGUUCCAUGGAUCGUAAUGAACCACAUUGGAGGACAAAUACUAGUUUUUCUCCUCCUCCAUUGAGGAUAUGGGACUGUAGGUUACACUCAGAUGGUUUGUCACAUGGGUCGCAUGCUGCUGGUUUACACGGUUCAUCGCUGUCUUCAAAUAGCAGAGGUAGCAGAAGCAAGGUAGGCAGUGAAGGGUACAUCAAUCAUCACCACUCUGUUUCUGAUGGUGCACUCUCUUAUUCUGGCAGUCCACCUUAUAAUGCUCAGGUGCCACGAUGGACUUCGCCCAUUCAAAGGUUCAAUCCAGAGGAGCUCCUUGGCUCUAAUGUUGGAGGACCUGUGCCCCAGACCUCUUGGUUCCCUCGCUCCACUGAGCGGCGAUAUGCUGUUAAAGCAGCUACAGGAUCCCCUAGCUUUGGAUCCCCUUCGUCCUUCUCUGAAUCUAGUCACUGGGAAUCCACUAGCAAGCAACCCUUCUCUUUUCCCAAUCGCAACUUCUCUGGUAGACGUUCUUACAUGACAAAAGCUGUUUAUCCUCUAGUGUUUCGCAACCCUGUCUCAGAUUCCGAAGGCUUUGGUGAUGCCGACAUUAACAGUAUUGGCAAGUUAACACCUAACGAGGAUCGCUUCUCACCAUUUCACUGGCAUGAAAACAGUUCUAGUGUUGAGCACAGGUUUCACAAAACACUUUCUGAACUUCAAAGGUCUGAAGCAUCACCAGACCCCAGUGCUAGCUCUAGAAGAGAAGGUUUUAGGUGGAGCAGUGCUAGCAGUUAUGAUCUAGGGUUAGAUGGAGAAAAGUUUGACAUUGCAGAGCAUGUUGAUGUAGAGAACCUGAGGUCCCCUAUUGGCCCUGUGGUAGACCACAAGUGUGGAGUCUGUGGAAAACUUUUGUGGCAGAAGUCACCCUGGAGUUCACAUCGAAUAAUUAGAGGUAGUGACAUGCCAACUGCUGGGAUUCUACCCUGCUGCCAUGUGUUCCACGCUGAAUGCUUAGAGCAAGUUACUCCGAAGUCCCAGAUUCAUGAUCCUCCAUGCCCAUUGUGCCUCAAAACCAUUGGACCACUAGAAGAAUCUGCAUCAGUUUCAGAACCUUUGCAAGUGGCUUUGAGAUCUUUACGAAGGAGCAGGGGUGCCAUGAUAUCUGAAGACCAGGAAGAUGAUGAAUUCUCAAAUCACAUCAAGGAAAAACUGAGAAGCAGGUCUCGGUCAGGCCCAAGAGGGAAUGACAACGGUUCUUCGAUAAAAAAUCGUCUUAAGAAGCAUUUUACUUUUAAAGGAAAAAGUAAAGAUAUAUUUAGCACAAAGGUAUUCCAGAGGAUUGGAUCAUCAUCUUCUUCUAGCAGGGAAGCAGUUCAACGUCAAGUAUCUAUUCCGUAGUUUAUGUAAUUCACUUGCAAAUAGAUAGAUUUAGCCAUUUUCUGGACUCUUGCUACUUUCAAUACAUUAUCUUUUCCUAUGGUCAUUCUCAGGUUAGUAGCAAGGACAUCUCGAAUAUCUUAUUGCUUGCUUAAGCACAUUAUGAGUUGCAAGCAAGUCUGAUAAGUUUGUUUCUAUUGUGUUGCUAAAAUGAGCUAUCAAUAUGAUUACACUGCAACAUACAGGUUUACUUUCCGUGCUUAAAUUGGAAAGUAUUCCAUUUUGUGUUCGUAGUGCAGAUGUAUGAAUGGUGGUGUUUGCUUUGAAA